Messenger RNA from Odocoileus virginianus texanus, 1044 nucleotides. The record is from RefSeq and is a predicted model, not a curated record. Lineage: Eukaryota; Metazoa; Chordata; Mammalia; Artiodactyla; Cervidae.
AAAGAUGCUGAAUUCCAGGAGCAUGAAAAGAUUCUGUCUCCAGAUUUUCUUUCAGUUGCCCAGAUCAUUGAAAUACUAGCAGAGGAUGUAGAUGGAGUUCAACAGAAACUAGAAAAGUUUUUGAAUUUCAAAAAUCUUCAAACCUGUUUAAAGGAAGCCAGUCUACUAGAUUAUUAUGUAUCUGGAUUUUUGUGGGCAAAAGGAAUGGACUUUUCUGUUAUUCAAUAUUCAAAAUUUAUGACUUUACUAGAUAUGCUACUUCAUAAUCUUAGAACACUGCAUAUGUCCUUAGAAGACAGCAUAAAAUGGCUUGGAGAAGUUAUGGCUGAAAUAGGACCAUCACACAAAAAUGAAAAAUGGAAUAUCUUUGAUGUGAAACAAGCCAAUGCUAUUGUUGAUUACUUGAAAAUCAGCUUAUUUCAACACUACAAGCUGUAUGAGUUUCUGUUCUUCUCUGUCAGGGAAGAAAUUGUGAUAGGAACUGAGUCUGGCUUCCUCCAGCUGGUGGUGGACAUGAAAAGAGGCAGCUCCAGUUUAGCACCUCCAAAAGAAAGAGACACUCCUCCUCCUAGUAUUAUUUUCUGUGUUUGCGUUAUAUGUCUGCUCUCAGUUAGUCACUGUGACCAGAGGAGUGAUAUUAUAGAAGACCCAAGUUGACCAUACUGAAUGGGUGAAAGAACAUGAUUAGAGCCCCAAAGAAGCAGGAAGAACUUUUCCAAAGGGAACAGUGGUUUUAUCAAAAGAAUGAACUAAGCACACAUGUACAAUUCCUCUUGCAUCCAAAAUCCUAUAAAAGACCAAAAUUUCCAAAAUUCAGAAUGCUAUAGGUAAGAGGUUUGAUGACAUCUAAAAUGAUAGAUUAUUGAUUAGAUGAAACUGUAGCUCCAUAUGUACUGAAAAGAUGCUACACAGUUAAUGCUACAUUUCUUUAGGCAUCCUAAGUAGAUACAGAAAUGAGAGAAACUUUGAGAGGGAAAAUGAUGAAAGCAUUACUUUCAGGUCAGUUUUCAUUCCAAUCCCAAAGAAAUGCAAUGCCAAAGAAUG